Molecule: messenger RNA, 2741 nt
Organism: Prosopis cineraria
Lineage: Eukaryota; Viridiplantae; Streptophyta; Magnoliopsida; Fabales; Fabaceae
Product: protein STRUBBELIG-RECEPTOR FAMILY 8
Exons: 16
Coding region: 571-2505 (644 amino acids)
Biological process (GO): protein phosphorylation
Molecular function (GO): ATP binding; protein binding; protein kinase activity
Source: RefSeq, a predicted model, not a curated record
UCUCCUUCUCUCUCCUCAUUACUCUAAGCUUCGAAUCUCCAUCUCACUCGGCGUCUCUUUCUUUAAUGGCGAUGCCUUGGACAACUGGUUGCGAUCUCACAACCACCUACUACUCCAACCCCAUCUUCUUCAUCUUCUUCUUCUCGUUCCUUUUCCCUGUGUCUUCACUGCUCUUGCAUGCCCUUCAUCACACCUGAACCCUGUCUGAAACGACUUUCAGUUCCGUCUAUAGUGACCGGCAACAACAAUGGCGGCCAUUCGUGUGGCUUCUUCUCUCUUUCUGCCAAUCGCUUUGAUCUUUGCUGCUCUUCAUCUUGCUUUAGCCAACACUGACGCGACUGAUGGUAUUUACUUCUGCUUAUUGUUUUCUUAGUUUGAUCAUUCCUGUGGCUGAUUGACAAAAGGUUGCUAUUAAUAUGCUGACGAUGUGGCAAAUGCUCUGAAGUUCAGAAAAGUUUGGAUUUUGAAUUGCGACUGAGUUCAAGCACUUCAGGUUCUGUACAACGCUUUAAACAGUCCUUCUUGGCUAACUGGCUGGAAAAUUGGCGGUGGUGAUCCUUGUGGAGAAUCAUGGAAAGGGAUAACAUAGAACUCUCGGGUUUGGGACUCAAUGGGACUCUGGGAUACCUGCUUUCGGACCUUAUGUCAUUGAGACAACUUGACUUAAGUGACAACAAGAUCCACGACACAGUCCCUUACCAGUUACCACCAAAUCUGACAAGCCUCAACCUUGCAAGCAAUAACUUGAGUGGAAAUCUUCCUUAUUCCAUUUCUGCCAUGACUUCCCUUAACUAUCUGAAUGUAAGCCACAAUGCACUCUCCCUUUCAAUUGGAGACAUUUUUGCUGACCUCGCUGAUCUCAGUACCCUAGAUCUAUCGUUCAAUGACUUUUCUGGAGAUCUUCCUCCCUCAUGUGGUUCAUUGUCCAAUCUUUCUUCUCUCUUUUUGCAGAACAAUCAAUUGACUGGUUCUCUUAGUGUUCUUGUUGGUCUGCCUUUAGAUACCUUAAAUGUGGCAAACAACAAUUUUACUGGAUGGAUACCUCAUGAACUUAGUUCAAUUCGUACUUUCAUAUCCAAUGGGAACUCCUUUGACAAUGGCCCUGCUCCUCCUCCUCCUCCACAUACAGCCCCUCCUCCCAGAAGAUCUCCUAAUAGCCGUCACCAAUCUGGAUCUGGUUCUCAUAAAGCACAUGCUUCUGAAACUGGCAAUGAAGAUGCUGAUAGUCAUAAGGGUUUGUCAUCUUGGGCUAUUAUAGGCAUUAUUUUGGGUUCAGUGUUCCUGGCCAUUGUUGUGCUACUUGCUCUUGCAGUAUUCAUCCGAAAGCAAAAAAAGAAGGAAAAAGGUGUAAGAACAUCCAAUGGGACUCCUCCUUUUGGAACCAAUAAUGUAACUCCUCCAAUGCAAGAACAGAGGUUGAAAAGUGCUGCUGUUGUUACUGAUCUAAAGCCUCCUCCUGCGGAAAAAGUGAUAGCUGAGAGGGUUCCUUCAAAAAACGGAUCUGCUAAGCGGAUAAAAUCCCCUAUAACUGCUACAUCAUACACUAUUGCUACUCUCCAAAGUGCAACAAAUAGCUUCAGUCAAGAAUAUUUUGUCGGUGAAGGUUCUCUUGGUCGAGUUUACAGGGCUGAAUUCCCUAAUGGGAAGAUCAUGGCCAUUAAGAAGAUCGACAAUGCGGCACUGUCGUUACAGGAGGAAGACAACUUUCUUGAAGCUGUAUCAAAUAUGUCACGCUUGCGACAUCCAAACAUUGUUACACUAGCCGGAUAUUCUGCAGAACAUGGGCAGCGUCUUCUGGUUUAUGAGUAUAUCGGUAAUGGAAAUCUACAUGAUAUGCUCCAUUUUUCUGAAGAUAGCGGCAAGGCUUUAUCUUGGAAUGCUCGCGUUCGAAUAGCACUUGGCACAGCUCGAGCUUUAGAGUACUUGCAUGAAGUAUGCUUACCUUCAGUUGUACAUAGAAACUUUAAAUCGGCAAACAUAUUACUUGAUGAGGAGUUGAAUCCUCACCUGUCUGACUGCGGUUUAGCAGCAUUAACGCCAAACACUGAACGACAGGUUUCAACUCAGAUGGUUGGCUCAUUUGGUUACAGUGCUCCUGAGUUUGCACUAUCGGGAAUUUACACAGUAAAAAGUGAUGUUUACAGUUUUGGAGUGGUAAUGUUAGAGCUAUUGACAGGUCGGAAGCCACUUGACAGUUCACGAGCCAGAUCAGAGCAAUCUCUUGUGAGGUGGGCUACUCCCCAACUUCAUGAUAUAGAUGCCUUGGCCAAAAUGGUUGAUCCUACUUUGAAUGGUAUGUAUCCUGCGAAGUCGCUGUCACGCUUCGCUGAUAUCAUCGCCCUCUGUGUUCAGCCGGAGCCUGAAUUUCGACCUCCCAUGUCGGAGGUUGUGCAAGCAUUGGUCCGGCUAGUGCAAAGAGCGAGUGUAGUCAAACGCCGUCCCAGUGAUGAAGCCGGGUUUGGUCACAAGACCCCAGAUCAUGAAGCCUAUGACAUGUCUUUUUAAAGGUUUCACCGUUUUGAUGUGAUCUUAUUUCAGUUUUGUGUAAAGUGAUGCGGACAGAACACAGGAAGGAAUAGACAAGUUGUGAAGAUGUGUCGAACAGAUUAAAGAUAUUUGUAAUUACAUGCAUUGGAAUUUACUAUUACUUGAGGAUAAAAGUGCUAUAUGGAAAACAUAUGUAUAUUUAACUUGCCAUGAUGUUGUAUAUUGUAAUUUAUUCUGUCCCCCUUUUCUUUAAA